Messenger RNA from Entamoeba histolytica HM-1:IMSS, 2013 nucleotides. RefSeq lists its product as uncharacterized. The record is from RefSeq and is a predicted model, not a curated record. The transcript has a single exon. NCBI's taxonomy places the organism in Eukaryota, Evosea, Mastigamoebida, Endamoebidae. The coding region runs from base 1 to 2013 and encodes 670 amino acids. Gene Ontology annotation, molecular function: hydrolase activity, acting on glycosyl bonds.
AUGUUAAAAAUGUUUAUCAUUUUCUUAUUCCUUGUUGGAGCACUUUCUAAUUAUCUUAAAAACCCUUCAUUUGAAGAAGGUAAUGGAAUAGAUAUAACUAACUGGAGAAACCAAUAUGAAACAUGUCAAAUUGACACAACAAUUUUUCAUUCAGGGAAACAAUCACUUCAUUGUAAAGAUGCAUCAACAAGUCAAAGAGGUGGAAUUAAACAACGUAUUGAUAAUUUAGAAACUGGAAUGACAUAUAAAUUGUCAGCAUAUAUUAGAAUGAAAGAUGUACAAAAUGGAAAUGUAUUAAUAUUUUCUGAAAGUUUAGACUCAGAAGAAGGGAUUUAUGGAUAUAGUAGUUCAAUAACUGAAUGUACUUCUGGUACUUGUAAUGAUAAAUGGUAUUUAUUGGAAAUUGUUGGAAAUAGUGGCUUUAUACAAUCAGCACAUACCUUUGGAAUAUUAUUACAUGCUGCUGGUGCAUUAGGAGAAUUUUGGAUUGAUGAUGUUUCAAUGGAAGCAGUAAAUCCUGAUAUAUUAACAACACUUCAAGUUGUUUCAUGGAGACAAGAAGCAUACAAGGAUGAUAUAGAAAUUCGAAGUGGUAUUAAUGUAGAAAAUACAAUAUUUGAAAAAGGAGAUUAUUUAUCUUUUAAAUUAGAACUCUCAUCCCAAACUACUUCUUCAAAAUUAACUUCAGAAACAUAUACACUUAAAAAGGAAUUACGUCAACGUAUUGUCUCUUUUAUUAUUAACCCAUCAACACUCAACCCAGGUUAUUAUACUGUCAAAUUAACUUGUACAAAUUCUUAUAAAACUCAAAAAGUUGAAUCAAUAGAAACAACUCUUAGAGUACUUGAUCAUAAACCUUCUUAUACAACAUAUAUUGAUGAACAUUUAAUUACAUGGAAAGAUGGAAAAAAGUUCUUCCCAUUAGGACUUUAUUUUGAUGAAAUUGUUGACUCUGACCUAGAGUUAUUAAAAGAUAGUCCAUUUAACCUUAUCAUUGGACCAGGUGGAAUGACACCUGAAACAGUACAACAUAUUUAUACUGCUACAAAUAACCAAAUUAAUGUCAUUAGACCAGUGACUAAAGGUGCUUGUGUUGAUCCAAACAAAUGUUCUGAACAAGACUUCAAUGAUGGAUUAGUUAUAUUAAAAGGAUUAAUUUCACAAUUUAAAGAUAUUGAAGGAUUUUUUGGAUAUUAUCCAGUAGAUGAACCAUUAACAACUUUUAUUGAUAGACUAAAACAAGUCACUUGGACUAUUAGAGAAAAUGAUGAAAAACAUGUUGUUUAUACAGCUGUUAAUAAAAACAGAGAAGUAGCUACUCUUAAAGAAGGUAUGGAUUGUUUUGGAUUAGAUGUUUAUCCUGUUCAAAAUGAAGAGCCAUUGUAUGCUGUUUGGCUUGUUGCAGAAAGAGGAAGAAAAGGAGUUGCAAAUGGACAAGGGUUAUGGAACAUUAUCCAAAUAUUUGAUUGGACUGUUUAUAAAAAACCAAAUGAAGAACCACCAACUGAACAACAAAUAAGACAAAUGACCUAUCAAACUAUUGCUGGAGGUUCUAUGGGUAUUAUUUAUUAUGACUUUACAGAUUUACAUAAAAUGAAUAGUAAAACAUCAUUUGAUAAACAAUGGAAUUCAGUAAAAAAGAUUGCACAAGAACUAAAGGAUAAGUAUGUUGAUAUUAUUUAUUCUAUUGACAUACCAAAUGAAAAUUAUAACCUUCCAGAACAAGGACAUGAUGUUGGAACAAGAAUAUGGAAAAAAGAUAAUAGUGAUUAUAUCCUUAUUGUUAAUAAUCAAAAUAAAGAAAUUACUUAUACGUUUGAUAGACCAAGUGAAGAUUUGAAUUUAGAAAUAAUUAGUGGAACAUCAACUAUUCAAUAUAAUGGAACACGUGUUACUUUAAAAAUGCCAUCAAUGGAUGUUGUAUGGCUUAAAAGUGAUGAAUAUAAAGAAAAUAUAACAAAUUCUCUUCAAAUACUUACAAUUAUUUUAAUAAUAAUGUUAUGGUUCAUUUAA